Triplophysa rosa is the source of this 3607-nucleotide messenger RNA. It is a transcript of the gene nrde2, whose product is annotated as NRDE-2, necessary for RNA interference, domain containing. Gene Ontology annotation, cellular component: catalytic step 2 spliceosome. Gene Ontology annotation, molecular function: protein binding. The coding region runs from base 53 to 3466 and encodes 1137 amino acids. The transcript has 13 exons. NCBI's taxonomy places the organism in Eukaryota, Metazoa, Chordata, Actinopteri, Cypriniformes, Nemacheilidae. Gene Ontology annotation, biological process: regulatory ncRNA-mediated post-transcriptional gene silencing; negative regulation of RNA catabolic process. The record is from RefSeq and is a predicted model, not a curated record.
GUCGCCGGUGGGUGACGUCAUCAGUGCGCGUCUGUUUUGAUUCGUAUGAAGCAUGGCUCUGUUUCCUUCUUUUGCUGGGACAUCAAACACUAAUAGCUCUGAUGGGGCUAAAGAUCUGGAAUGGCUGAGCAAUCCGAGUUUCAGCACAGAAGAUGCCUUGAAGACCCACCAGCGAGCCACAGAGAGAACAGGAGCAGAGGCAGAGGAACCGUCUUACUCAAGUCAGCAGACACUAGAGAGGGAAGAUAGCCAUGGCAGAUCGAAGAAACGAAAGAAAGACAAAAAGAAGAAGCGAAAGAAGGAGAAGAAGAGCAGAGAUCAAUCUGGGACCAGUGACUCUGGAUCAGACACAGUCUAUCCGAGUGACCUGUUAAAACAAGAAGACAAUGAUGGGCAGGAAGCUCAGGUUCAGUUGAGUGGGGCUUUUAUGUGGCUGGAUGACCUCCAGUCCCCCACUGAUUCCCCAUUCUGUAUCGACAGGAGAGCGGACCGUGCCAACUGGGAAUACAAAUCUCUCUAUAGGGGAGACAUAGCCAGUUUUUCUUUCUUCAGGUAUAAGCGGAAGGGGAACUCGUGCCUGGGUAUGGACUUCAGGACGCAGGCCGUGAGCUGGGUUGAUGGUGGCCCAGAAAAAAAGCGGGCAGACAAGAAACCUGAACGUUAUUUUUCUCCUUCGACGCGUCAGCUACUUCAUUCAGAUUCCCUGCUGGUUUUGCCUUCGUCCGAGAGCACCCCCACCAGCUCGGAUCCUUACAUCGAGCUUUCAGCCUGCACUGAGGAGCAAAAUUCUUUCACCCAGGCACCUGUAUCAUGGGUCAAUCCACUGGGCAUUUAUGAUGCUGGCACCUCUAUGUGGCUGGAGGGCAAGGGUCAGCCUGAGGUCAAGGUAGAUCAGCAGGAUGCCCAGGGGACCGGCAGCACCCAGCUAACUUCACGAGUGGAGGAGUUUAACAGGAAGCUGCGGGAGAACCCUACAGACAUUCAUAUGUGGCUAGACUUUGUACAAUUUCAGGAUGAGCUAGCCUUUGGUUCCGAGUCUUUUUCUGCAAUCAAGGAGAGCGAUGGUGAUGCGAGGAAGAUGUCUCGUCGUGCCGUUCUGGAGAAAAAGUUGUCCAUCAUGGACAAGGCAGUGGAGAGUAACCCUGGGAGCGUAGACCUAAAACUGGAGAAACUCCGCCUGUGCAAGGAACUGUGGGAGCCUGCGGUCCUGCUUAAAGAAUGGAAGAAACUUGUGUUCGUCCACCCGAACAGCACCUCCUUAUGGAGGAAGUAUCUACUUUUUACACAGAGCCAUUUCAGUACUUUCUCGGUGUCAAAAGUCAACGGCGUGUUCGGAAAGUGUCUGAGCACCCUCAGGGCAGUGCAGGACGGCAGUAUGGUGUCUCACCCUCCACUGCCAGGCACAGAGGAGGACGUUUUGGGGAUCUUCCUCCAGCAGUGCCAUUUUCUGAGGCAGGCUGGACACACCGAGAAAGCUGUGUGUCUCUUCCAAGCCCUGCUGGACUUCACAUUCUUCAAGCCAGACAGUGUGAAAGACCUGCCCACCAGACAGCAGGUGGAAUUUUUUGAGCCAUUUUGGGACAGUGAAGAGCCUAGGAUCGGUGAGCGUGGCGCUCGGGGGUGGAAAGCAUGGAUGAUUCAGCAGCAAAGAGGAGGAUGGGUGGUUCCACCUGAGCCAGAUGAUGAAGAUGAUGAUGAACAGGAGGACUUGGAGAUCAAAGAUAAAACCUGGCCUAAGUGGAAGAUCUGGCUAGAUGUGGAGGCGUCCCGUGAGGCAAAGCACUGGUUGCCAUGGAGACCAGAUAAAACCAAAGGCCAAUCAGAAGACUGUGAGGACCCCGACAGACAGGUUUUGUUUGAUGAUAUAGGCCUGUCUUUGAUCCAUGUAGACAGGCCGGAUCUUCAGUUGCGGUUGAUCCUGUCCUUCCUGCAGUUCCUAGGGCUGCCAGUAUCUAAAAGGACCUCUGCACCUACUUCCUUAAACAUUCUUCUGGACGAUCUCUCUUUACUUGAGGAGGGUCCUGAUGCAGAGAGACCUCUGACCUCUUAUGACCUUCCCACUACUGGGAUCUCUUCAGUGGGUCACAUGACAUUUCUGAGUGACCGCAGGAAGCAGGCAGGGCUUUGUAAGGCAGGGGAGGAGUUUCUGCGGAACGUUCUGGAGCAAACCCUGCCGCUCGUCCCUGCACAUAACCGAACUGCUGUUGCUCUCUGCUGGCUGCAGUAUGAGAAACUUAAGGUGCUGAGGUGUUUACGCAGCGGGAAUAAAAAGCGGGUGAAGUCUCAGGGCAAGCGUAGUAAACGUCUUGCCAAGCGGCUGCUAAAGGAGCCUGAGAACAGGGGCAGUCUGGCAUUAUGGAGAGAGUAUGCCCAUCUGGAGUGGCUUCUGGGUAAUCUGGAAGAGGCUCGCAAAGUAUUUGACACUGCUCUGGUGAUGGGUGUGUCCAGAGGUCUGAUUGACUCCGCCCUCUGCAACCUCUGCCUCCUCUAUGCCCAGUUAGAAGUAGAGCAUGCCUUGAAGGGUGGGACGGCCCCCACAUCCUCCCCAGCUGUAUACAUUCUCACUAAACUAGCAGAAGGUGCUGAGUACACUCCUUUCUCAGGCCAAAUCAACCCAGUGGCCAUACUGAAGGCUCGGAAGACUUAUGAGCAAGCUCUUUUGACCUCUUUACCUGAGCCGAAUGGGAGCAGUAAAAUUAGUCGAACGUCCAGCCUGGUUGGGUGUUUUGGGCUUUUCCAGUACCUGACAAUGGGGAUAGAUGCAGCUGAUGCUGUGUACAGUCAGGCCAGGCAAAGACUGACCUCCAGAGCUGUGAAUUCAGAAACCAGAAGAUCAGAUUUGGAGUCUGUUGCCGUCCAGCAUGUGGACUUGAUGCGCCUCCACACCAACACCAACGUGUUCCCUCUUUCCCGACUCAGACUAGCUCUUUCUGAAGCUCUUUCAUUACUGCCCUCCAGCGCCCCCUUGUGGCAUCUCUACCUUCAAGCAGAGAACCGCUAUCACACUGCAGGUCGUAGCCGAAGGUUUUUCCACAAUGUAGCUAAAACAACUGAAAGUGUUGUGCCGUAUCUGUUCGCCAUCACUGCAGAGCAGAGACUUAAACAGAUGCUAGACUCUGUGCAGAGGUCUGGUCUUCCUAGUGACAUUCUCCCCGUCCUGCCGGAGAAUGGCCUUAGCAACCGUAUCCGCUGUCUGUUUGAAUCUGCUACGGCAACAGAACAUGGAGCUCAUUGUCCUCUGCUGUGGAGAAUGUAUUUGAACUUCAUGGUGUGGGAUGGGAAUGCUGAGAGGGGCAGUGGAAUCUUCUACAAAGCUCUUCAGGGAGUGCCAUGGGUAAAGGGUUUGUACAUGGAUGCAGUGCAGCUGUUUCCAGAACGCGUGCAGGAGUUUUUGGACCUGAUGACUGAAAAGGAGUUGCGCCUGAGACUGCCCAUGGAGGAAUUGGAUAUCUUGCUGGAGGACUAAUGUCUUCCCAUAAUGCAUUGCUGCAUUUUAAUCGUUGUCUGAUACUACAAAACCUACUGAGCUCUAUGAGCUCUAUUGUACUUUUCCAUACUUUGGGAUACAAUAAAUACAGAUUGGAGCAUUACGUUGUCUGGUCUUUCU